AUGUAGCCAGUCUCCGGGGCAAACAUGGAGCUCGCACUCGCACUCGCACUCGCGCAGCAGCACAACAUCACAAUUCACACAGAGCAGCACUCAAGCCGAGCAUCAGGGCAUGGCGGACCAGCUCAUCUCCACGGCCGUGCACGAGGAGCUGCCGGAGAACUACGUCCGGCCGGAGGCGCAGCGCCCGCGCCUCCACGAGGUGGUCUCCGACGCGCAGAUCCCCGUCGUGGACCUCGCCGACCCCGACCCCGCCGCGGUCGUCGCCAGCAUCGGCGAGGCCUGCACCACCCACGGCUUCUUUCAGGUGCUCAAUCAUGGGGUGCCCGUGGAGCUGAUGGUCGCGAUGCUGGCGGUGGCGUACGAGUUCUUCCGGCUGCCGGCGGAGGAGAAGGCCAAGCUCUACUCCGACGACCCGGGCAAGAAGAUGCGCCUGUCCACCAGCUUCAACGUGCGCAAGGAGACCGUCCACAACUGGCGCGACUACCUCCGCCUCCACUGCUACCCGCUGGAGCAGUACGUCCCCGACUGGCCGGCCAAUCCCCCAUCAUUCAGGGAGAUCGUGAGCGCCUACUGCAGAGAGGUCCGGGCGCUGGGGUUCCGGCUGUACGAGGCGAUCUCGGCGAGCCUGGGGCUGGAGGAUGACUACGUGAAGAGGACGCUGGGCGAGCAGGAGCAGCACAUGGCGGUGAACUUCUACCCGAGGUGCCCGGCGCCGGAGCUCACCUACGGGCUCCCCGCGCACACCGACCCCAACGCCCUCACCAUCCUGCUCAUGGACCAGCAGGUGGCCGGCCUGCAGGUGCUCAACGACGGCCGCUGGAUCGCCGUCAACCCACGGCCCAACGCGCUCGUCAUCAACAUCGGGGACCAGCUGCAGGCGCUGAGCAACGGACGGUACAAGAGCGUGUGGCACCGCGCGGUGUUGAACUCCGACAGGCCGUGGAUGUCGGUGGCGUCGUUCCUGUGCCCCUGCAACGACGUGCGCAUCGGCCCCGCCUUGAGCGUGUUGAGUCCAUCGAUCGCUGAGCCGGUCGUGACGUCUACUUAUGUAGCCAGUCUCCGGGGCAAACAUGGAGCUCGCACUCGCACUCGCGCAGCAGCACAACAUCACAAUUCACGCAGAGCAGCACUCAAGCCGGGCAUCAGGGCAUGGCGGACUAGCUCAUCUCCACGUCCGUGCACGAGGAGCUGCCGGAGAGCUACGUCCGGCCGGCACACAUGCACCACCAGAGCUAGUCUCGUGCACGCACGGCACGGCCCUAGCUACCUCGAUCGGCAGACGGCAGCCAUGCCUGCCAUGGAUGCUCAUCAGGCGGUGACGACCGGCGGUGGCGGCACCGGCGGCUACGUCGAGUUCCUGGGCAAGGUCUGGGGAGCCCUCGCCGGGCUCGGCAAGAAGCUGGCCAAGAUCGUGACGGACGAUCCCAGGCGGGUGGUGCACUCGUUCAAGGUCGGGCUGGCGCUCACGCUGGUGUCCGUGCUCUACUACGUCCACCCCAUCUUCAACAACUGGGGGCUCUCCACCCUCUGGGCUGUGCUCAUCACCGUCGCCGUCGUCAUGGAUUACACCGUCGGUGGGACGCUGAUCAAAGGCCUGAACAGGGCGACGGCAACGCUGGUCGCCGGGUUGAUCGCCGUCGGGGCUCACAAGGUGGCCAACCUGGGAGGCAGCAAAGGGGAGCCCAUCAUCAUACUCGCAAUCUUCGUCUUCCUCUUAGCGACGGCGGCGACGUUCACUCGGUUCAUCCCGGCGGUGAAGGCGUGGUACGACUACAGCGUGACCAUCUUCAUCCUGACCUUCAGCAUGGUGGCGGUGUCGAGCUACCGGGUGGAGGAGCUCAUCCGCCUCGCGUACCAGCGCUCCUUCACCAUCUUCGUCGGCGUCGCCACCUGCCUCUUCACCACCAUGUUCGUCUGCCCGGUCUGGGCCGGCGAGGACCUCCACAACCUCGCCGCCGAGAACCUCGACAAGCUCGCCGAGUUCCUUGAGGGACUGGAGUCCGAAUGCUUCGGGGAGAACGCUCCCGGCGAGGAUUUGGAAAGCAAACCGUUCCUCCAAGUGUACAAGAGCGUCCUCGACUGCAAGGCCACCGAAGACUCUUUGGCAAAUUUUGCCAAGUGGGAGCCAGGUCAUGGCAACUUCUACUUCCGGUACCCAUGGGGCCAAUACCAGAACAUCGGCGCCGUUGCACGCCAGUGCGCUUCCUCAAUGCAGACUCUUGCUUCCUACAUCAUCACACUCAUAAAAGCUCAGCGUCCUGAAACGAAUUUGGAGCUAUGCUCGAAGGUUCGAACAGCAUGCGGUGAGAUGAGCUUGCACUCGGCCAAGGCGCUCCGGGCGCUCUCAGCGGCGAUCCAGGCGAGGACUGUGCCAUCCCCGGCCAUGACUCACAUGACUGCAGCGAUCAGAGCGGCGAAAGGCCUCAAGGCCGAAUUGUCGCAGGACGAGGAUCUGGCCAAAGUGAUGCAUGUUGCUGGCAUUGCAUCUCUCCUCUCAGAAGUGGUUUCUCAGACAAAGAAGAUCACAGAAUCUGUUGGUAACCUAGCGAAAGUUGCCGGCUUCAAAAGCCCUGAUGAGAACACUGAUCAGAAGGAUGUGGUUAUUAUUAUAGAUGAUUUAAAAGUUAAUGGUCCAACAUCACCUUUGCCAGCAUCUCCACCUACCAAAAAGCCAGCAGUACCUCGUAUGGUCAACACACAUAAAAACGCUCCAUCCGUAGACAUCGACAAGUUUUCAAACGUAUUGAAGAAGAAGGCUUCAUCUUCUGGUGAAAAAUAUAUCACUCACAGCGCCUUUCCGCAAAAGGAAAAGGAUCAAAACCUCAAUUUCUUUGCGUCAGAUGAUGUUCCAAUGGAUUAUGAGCAUGGCAAACCAUUCUUGUAUCAGUGGGAGCCGCUGAAGGGCCCAUGGGAACUUAUGCAUGGAUGGAUCAUGAAUGCAAUGAAGCAAGACAUUCAAGCAAUCACCGCGCAUGUCCCAACUAAGGUUUUUCUUGGCGUUCUCCCAUACCAGAUUGUGAUCGAUUUUGAGGAUUUAUACAGACUUUACCAUCGACAACACCUCGACGUGAAUCUCAUUUCCGUAUGGUGCUUGAUGCAAUGGAGGGAGGAAGAAUUGGCGCACGGUAGGUUCAAGGUAGCGUACCUUGACCCAGCACGAAUAAGCGAGCCAGAGCACAAGCUCAAAAUGACGGAAACGAUCAAAGCACAAAUAGAAGCAGCAGAGACACAAGCAGAGAAAAAUGCUAUAAAAAUAAAAGCCCACAGAGAUGAAAUGCACAAAGUAUCCAUAUACAUUGCAAAAGUAAUGCAGAAAAAGGCUGACAAGGAUUAUAUCAUGGCUCCUUACUGUUUUGAUGACCAUUGGAUUUGCAUCAUUAUUUUACACAAGUUAGGAGAAGCAGUGGUCCUUGACUCAACCAGCUAUCAUAGAGAUAAGUACAAGGAUUUCAUAGACAUUAUACAAAAUGCGUACCAGCUUUACAUACCACAAGAUGGGGUCACAAAAGCUAUGAAAAUAAUAUAUCAUAGAUUCUGCCACAAGCAACCUCCUGGCUCUGUGUUAUGCGGAUAUUACGUGUGCGAGUUCAUCAGAAACAAUGGGAGGUACCGGACAAACCCUGAAGACAUGCCUACCAUCGACAGUAAUUAUAGCAAGAUCGAAGACAAACAAAUCGACAACAUUUGUACAGAUAUGGCGAGGUUCAUCUUACACGAGAUUUGUCACGAGGAUGGAGCAUUCUUUGAUAAAGAUGGCGUGUUGAUGGCAGACGAGUGCACAAAUCUUCGUAGAUGGGCGUAGUACUUUUAAUAUUAGCGUGGCAAAGAAUAGCUCUAUUCUAAAUGUUGGAUUUUAAAAAUGUGAACUAUAUGUACAAUGCAGUUUUUAAUAAUGUGAAUUAUUUAUUAUUCA
Molecule: messenger RNA, 3913 nt
Organism: Setaria italica (foxtail millet)
Lineage: Eukaryota; Viridiplantae; Streptophyta; Magnoliopsida; Poales; Poaceae
Exons: 13
Coding region: 110-3802 (1230 amino acids)
Biological process (GO): malate transport; proteolysis
Cellular component (GO): plant-type vacuole membrane
Molecular function (GO): cysteine-type peptidase activity
Source: RefSeq, a predicted model, not a curated record